Messenger RNA from Haemonchus placei, 483 nucleotides. Lineage: Eukaryota; Metazoa; Nematoda; Chromadorea; Rhabditida; Trichostrongylidae. The record is from the annotation of a GenBank genome assembly.
ACUUCAGCUCUUUUAAAUGAUCCUUUGAUUUCAAUCUCCAAAAGUUCCAUUUCAGCAAAUGAUACGCUUUGUUCGUUACCUAGAGAUAGCUUCAGAGUUUUUUUUUUGCGAAAAAAUCUUUGUGGAGUACCUGCGGGAGACCAUACAUCUCUGCCAGAUUGAGGUAUCGCAACACAUUGUUCGGUAGAAUAUUUUCAGCCAUUGCUUCACCACAUCGCUCUAACACGCUUUCCAACUGGAGAACAGAGGCGGCAGAUAGGACUCCCUCGACUUUAUCUAGGUCGAUUUCGAUUUGGUUAUGAUAAAGCGAUCCUAGAACUGCGUGGAGCCCUUCACGAGUUACAUUUUCGUCUGGAAAAUUGAGAUGUAGAACAUCUUCCUUCGAAUCUUUCCAAUUUCCUUGCAUCAGAACCUCGAAAUACUUACACUGUUUCAAGUAUAAUUUGUGAAGGUGCCACACGUGGCCAACGGCGUGUACGGUGA